GAUUCAGUACAGGUGUGUAUUGCAGAACCUCAUUUCGUUGUAUGGCACGUUGUCAACAUCACUUCAACUGGUAUCUGAGACCCAGCAGAUGCCUUAUAUCCAGGGGUUUACCUUCCCUUCUGACAUCAGUAACUUCCUUGGAGUUAAUGUUUCUUCUGAGGUGAAAAAGCAAAAGGCUAGAAUGCUUAAAACAAAAAAACCUACCAGCUGGAUGAAGAAGCUCUUCCCAACAAUGCCAGAGGCAGUGUCAGAGGUGGGGAAAAAGAGAAAUUUUGCGACCUGCAUGAGUGCUGUGAAAAUCUGUAGCAUCCCAUGCCCUGCAGACAUCGGAGAGCCAGUUCUGGUGACCAGAGCCAGCAGAGGGAAGCACCUGGGGUUUGAUGUGAAGAGCUUACUUAAACCAUCUAGACCUCUAACACAAGAGGGUAUAAGCAUUGCAUCAACACCUUUUAAAGCAAAGUCGGCAUCACCUUCCUCUCGUAUAGCAAAACUGCAGCAUACUGGAUCUCUUGUACAGAUGGUCCAAACAGCUACAUCAUUUGGGGAGCUGUCAGAGGCACUCAGAAAAGCGAUUCUGUGGUGCAAAGGUAACAAAUUCAAAUCAGAAGCUUAUUUUCUGCGUAACAAGUUGUUGAAAAGCAACCGGUUGCACCACGUGGAGGCUCAAGGAUGCAGCUUGAAGAAGAAACUGUGCUGUGUCAAAACAUCUGUCCGUAAAUACCUCCUAUACGGGUCACAAAAUAGAUGCUGGCCAAAGCAGUACCUCAGGGCACGGUUCUGUCGAAGGAGGAUCAAACCAUCUACACGCUUGAAGAGAACUCUGAGGACUGUUCAGCAAAAACCUUCUGAGCUUUUUGGGGUCUGUGAGGACAGUGCUUCAUCCAUCCUCCCACCUUACCAGGAUGGGCCUCCGAGUCAGGAAGGAUGUUCCAAUGCUGAUACAGCCUCUGUCAAACUAAGCACAGGGGGGACCCCUAAUUGUCUGCUGCUGGAAGGAAGCCCUGGCCCUACGUGGAAAGAAGCUACUGAGAACAUGGAUAUUGAUUCUAUUUUUGCAGUAAUGGGUGUCUGA
This is a messenger RNA of Pterocles gutturalis (yellow-throated sandgrouse), 1072 nucleotides long. It is a transcript of the gene RMP64, whose product is annotated as chromosome unknown open reading frame, human C3orf17. Lineage: Eukaryota; Metazoa; Chordata; Aves; Pterocliformes; Pteroclidae. The record is from RefSeq and is a predicted model, not a curated record. The annotation marks the transcript as partial. Gene Ontology annotation, cellular component: nucleus. The transcript has 4 exons. Gene Ontology annotation, biological process: positive regulation of Notch signaling pathway.